AUGCCGCACAUUGGUCUUCUCGCUGCAGUCGGGUGCUUUGUGCUCUGGGGCCUCUUUCCGAUCUACUGGAAGCAGCUCGAGGCGAUCUCGGCCGUCCAGCUAGCGCUCCACCGCAUCGUGUGGUCGUUUGUGCUGCUCCUGCUGUACCUCGUGGGAUCGCGCCAGUUGCAAGCAUAUCUGCAAGCGAUUGCAUCGUGGCGCGUCGCCGGCAUCUACGCGCUCUCGAGCGUCUUCAUCCUCACCAAUUGGCUCCUCCUCGUUUGGGCCAUCAACGCCGGGUACAUCGUCGAAGCCAGCCUCGGGUACUUUAUCAACCCGCUUCUCAACGUCGUGCUGGGGGUUGUCUUGUUCUACGAGCGACUCCGAUGGCUUCAGUGGGUCGCGAUCGCGGUCGCCGCGGCCGGUGUCCUUGUCGUUGCGAUCGCGUACGCCAAGUUUCCGUGGAUUGCGCUCACGCUCGCUACAACGUUUGCGCUCUACGGCUAUAUCAAGAAGCUGGCGCCGCUGACCGCGCUGAACGGCUUGACGCUCGAGUGCAUGCUACUGCUGCCGCCGUCGGUCGUCUACCUCGUUGUCGCCGAGUGCAACGGGUCCGGUGCCUUUGGCCACGUCGACACGACAUCGAAUCUCAUGCUCGUGGGCGGCGGCGCCGUGACCAUCGCGCCGCUGUUGCUGUUUGCGAUUGCGGCGCCGCGCAUUUCGCUCAGUCUCCUCGGCAUUACGCAGUACAUUGCGCCGAGCGUUCAGUUUUUGCUCGGCGUCUUCAUGUAUGACGAGCCCUUCUCGACGUUCAAGCUCAUUGGGUUCAUCCUCGUGUGGGCUGCGCUGCUACUGUACACGAUGGAAAGUCUUGUCGAGCUCCAUCGCGCCAAGAUCGCAGAAGCGGCCAACAGCGUCCAGACUCCUCCCGUCGACAGCGUCUAGUCCUCUUCUAGCCAUUAGGACUUUCCGAGCUACUACAUACUUAGCAACUUUGAAUCUUUA
Molecule: messenger RNA, 984 nt
Organism: Saprolegnia diclina VS20
Lineage: Eukaryota; Oomycota; Saprolegniomycetes; Saprolegniales; Saprolegniaceae
Product: RarD protein
Exons: 1
Coding region: 1-924 (307 amino acids)
Cellular component (GO): plasma membrane
Source: RefSeq, a predicted model, not a curated record